Messenger RNA from Camarhynchus parvulus, 1898 nucleotides. RefSeq names its product REL proto-oncogene, NF-kB subunit (gene REL). The record is from RefSeq and is a predicted model, not a curated record. Gene Ontology annotation, molecular function: RNA polymerase II cis-regulatory region sequence-specific DNA binding; DNA-binding transcription factor activity, RNA polymerase II-specific. Gene Ontology annotation, biological process: inflammatory response; innate immune response; canonical NF-kappaB signal transduction. The transcript has 10 exons. The coding region runs from base 105 to 1760 and encodes 551 amino acids. Gene Ontology annotation, cellular component: cytoplasm. Lineage: Eukaryota; Metazoa; Chordata; Aves; Passeriformes; Thraupidae.
AAAAGGGCUGCCAGCCCGGCAGCCGCGGCCGUGCGACUGUCCCUGCGAGGUGUGCGGGCCCGGGCCGGAGCCCCGCGGCGAGAGGCCGGAGCGGAGCUGUCAGCAUGGCCGGUGGCCCUGAGCCCUACAUUGAAAUAUUUGAGCAACCCAGGCAAAGGGGCAUGCGUUUCAGAUACAAAUGUGAGGGAAGAUCAGCAGGCAGCAUUCCAGGAGAGCACAGUACUGAGAACAACAAGACCUUCCCUUCCAUCCAGAUUCUGAACUAUUUUGGAAAAAUCAAAAUAAGAACCACCUUGGUAACGAAGAAUGAGCCCUACAAGCCACACCCCCAUGAUCUGGUUGGAAAAGACUGCAGAGAUGGCUACUACGAAGCUGAGUUCGGGCCAGAACGGCGAGUCCUGUCUUUUCAGAACCUGGGCAUUCAGUGUGUGAAGAAGAAAGACCUGAAGGAAUCCAUUUCUUUACGAAUCUCAAAGAAAAUUAACCCUUUCAAUGUGCCCGAGGAGCAGCUGCACAACAUCGACGAGUACGACCUCAACGUGGUCCGGCUCUGCUUCCAGGCCUUCCUUCCUGAUGAGCACGGGAACUACAGCAUAGCCCUGCCUCCUCUCAUCUCCAACCCCAUCUAUGACAACAGAGCUCCCAACACUGCAGAAUUGAGAAUUUGUCGUGUGAACAAGAACUGUGGAAGCGUCAAAGGAGGAGAUGAAAUAUUUCUGCUUUGUGACAAAGUUCAGAAAGAUGACAUAGAAGUCAGGUUUGUCCUGGACAACUGGGAGGCCAAGGGCUCCUUCUCCCAGGCCGACGUUCACCGCCAGGUCGCCAUCGUGUUCCGGACGCCGCCGUUCCUCAGGGACAUCUCCGAGCCCGUCACCGUGAAGAUGCAGCUGCGGAGGCCCUCGGACCAGGAAGUCAGUGAGCCCAUGGAUUUCAGAUACCUGCCAGAUGAAAAGGAUCCAUAUGGCAACAAAGCAAAAAGGCAGAGAUCAACGUUGGCUUGGCAGAAGCUCAUACAGGACUGUGGAUCCAACACGAUGGAGAGGCCCAAGGUAGCCUCAUUCCCUGUGGUCACUCCUGAGGGGAAGGCGAUUAAGAAAGAACCCAACGCGUUUCCCUCCACGCUGAUGAUGGCCCCGGGGCUGGGAGCGCUGUCCAACCCGAGCCAGCUGUACCCGAGCUGCUCGCAGCCGCCGGCGGGGCCGAGCAAGCAGGACGUGCUGAACACCCCGUUCUGGGCGCUGGGCUCCCUCCAGCACAGCGGCAGCUUCAACACCGAGCCCCAGGGCAGCGCCUCCCUGCCGGCCUUCCCCGACAGCGGCGCCGUGGCCUGGCCCGACGAGAAGGAUUCGAGCUUCUUCCGGACCUUCGGCAGCACCAACGGGCUGGGGGCCGCGGUGCUGCCGGGCCCCGAGCUGCAGCAGAGCCUCCCCGGCUCGGGCGGGCUGGCCAUGGACACGGAGGACAUGAGCUGCGGCAGCCUGAGCUUGGAGCGCUUCAGCGCCGUGCUGGGCGCGGGCAGCCAGCGGCAGCAGCCCCAGCUCCAGCUGCCCCCGGCCGCCCGGCGCCGCUUUCCCGCGGCGCAGCCCGGCCUGGCCGAGCCCGCCUACGGCUUCAUGGACGCGGAGGGGCUGGGCGAGCCCCGGCUGAGCCAGCAGGGCGGCCUGGCCGACGGGCACUUCUACGACACCGACGGUGUCCACACCGAGGAGUUCUACCAGUCCUUCCCCUUCGAUAACAUCUUGCAGAGCUAUCACCCGUGAGCCUGCGUAAAGCUCCCCGGGUGCUGCUGAAUGGAGAGGAGUCAUUUACCCUUCUGGAGUCCCUGCUUUCUCUUUCAGAAUGUUGCUGUGCAAGUUUCAGGUUAUAACUUAAAGGUUAUUUAUUGCAGCCCACAGUGG